Molecule: messenger RNA, 1728 nt
Organism: Enterobius vermicularis (human pinworm)
Lineage: Eukaryota; Metazoa; Nematoda; Chromadorea; Rhabditida; Oxyuridae
Source: the annotation of a GenBank genome assembly
AUGGCUUCACAGUUACGUUUCUGUGGUGAAGAAUUUGCUGAGUUAAAAUUCAGCAAAAACCAUUGUCCACAAUUUGUCUUAGCAGGCGUAAAUCCAUUUGGACCGUAUCAGAUUUUCGCUUGCAUAUGUAUAUUAUACGCAACAAUCGAAUGGUCAGGUAAUGCAACGUUCCCUUCUGUCCUUGGAGCGGUUCAACCGACCUGGCAGUGUGGCCAUCAUGAUGGCUCAAUCAGUUACAUUAAAAUAGAGGGGAAUGAAGCAGAAAAUUGCCAACAAAUAGCCUUAUGUGCAAAUUUAACAGCUAUAAGAAAUUCAACCGGCUUCUACUCAUUGGUUGCAUCAUAUCAACUGAUAUGCGAUGAAAAGAAAAGGCUAAAAACCAUUCAGCUGAUUCAGGCAAUUGGAAAUCUUGUUGGCGCAUUAGUUGGCGGGCAUAUCGGUGAUCACUUUGGAAGGAUGACAGGAUUUUUCACCAGUCAACUAUGUAUCCAAGUAACUUCAGUGAUGACUGUAGCUGCAAAAACGUGGUAUACAUUUGCGAUAUGUCAAGCCUUCAACGGAUUCUUUUAUGGCAUAAUUGAGGUGAUGUCCUUAACGCUGAUGAUGGAAUAUACAAAUAAUAGAUAUCGGUUAAUUGCAAAUGCUUCAUUCCAAAAGCCACUUGCCUACUUGGUUAUAGCGCUUAUAGCUUAUCUUACGAAAGAUUGGCAACAUUAUUUCAUUUUCCUAAAUUUAGUAACGUCACCGACUGCCAUAGCGUUCAUGCUGUUUCUGGAAAGUCCACGUUGGUUAGUUGCAUCUGGACGCCUUGAAGAGGCUUGUGAGGUGCUUAACGAUAUGGCACAUCCUCGUUGGAACAAUACUGGUUUAAAAUUUACAGCCAAUGAUUUAAAUUUGAUUCCAAGCGAUAGUCCUAAAAGUCGACCAUUCUGCUACAAUAUCUAUCAUUUGUUUUGUACAAAACGUUUGAUAAAGCAGUCCCUUAUGCAGUUACUAAGUAUGUUUACGUAUGCAAUGGUAUCUGCCAGCUAUGUAUUCGUGGCACGUGGUAUGCAUGACAAUGCCAUACUGUUUACGUUUUUUGAUGGUCUCUGCCGGCUUAUCAUUCCGCUAGCCAUCGUAUUUCUCGAUUUCAAAUUCUAUCGUUUUGGCCGUAAAUUACAGUUUAUUUUGUCACUUACCUUAAUAUGUGUAUGCUACGCAGCAGUUAUUAUCCUUAUUGUCCUUCAUACAAACUAUGAUCACGUCUCAAUCACGGUUAUUGUUGUUAUUGCAACAAUGUUUAACGAAAGUGCCGUAUGGAUGAAUAUUGUCCAAAUUACCACACAACGGUUCCCAACCGUAAUACGAUGUAUAGCAUUUGGAUGCACCUACGCAAUAAAGCAUGCCGGAUUCAUAGUGGCAAUUAUGUGUAUUGAACCGCUGCUUGACAACCAUCCCAUAUGGGCCUUCAUUAUUCCUGAAGUUUUCUUGCUUAUGACACUUCUUUUCGGACUCUUCUUCCAGCCAGAAACAAAAGGGAAAGCACUGCUUGACCGUUUAAUUGAAGGGAAUUUUGGAAGAGUAGAGAACGAAAUACCAAAAGCUUUGAUGAGAGUGGCGGCAAUUCAUCGCUUCAGUGAAAUGCCAGUCAGGGAGCGUUUAAGAGGGAGAAAACCUAAUGGGAAUGAGGACACUAAAAAACAGUCAUACAGUAUUGAAGAGGUUGACGUUGCUUCCGAAACAUAG